CUACUCUGGGAAACAUUGAAGAGACCAGAGUUAGAGGAUCUUAGGGAUCUAAAAAAAAAUAAAAAGCCAAAGUCAGGUGCGAGUCCAUUAGGAAUAUUUAAAAACCAAGAAUCACAAUGUCAAAGUGAUUUUGAAAAUAAUAUGGGAGCCAAUGAGGAGCCUUUAAAACUUCACAUUUGACUUUAAAACAUUGCUGUAUUUUGAAACAUCGCUAGUUUGUUUAAAGAUUCCUUUGGGAGGCCCAAGAACAGGGCAUUACAUUAUUCAAGUCUGCUAGAAAUAAAAGCAUGAAUAAAUCAUUUGAGGUCUUUCUUAGACAGGAAAGGUUUUACGUGGGCAAUGUUUCUGAGAUUAGAAAAUAAAUUCACUGUGGCUCGGCCUGACUGAUCUCAGCAGCUGUAGAUAAUGUGCACAGUCACAGUAGUUAGUUUGCUUUGCACCUCAUGUUUGACAAGGGAGGACCUGUACGGCUUGCUUCUAGCAAUAUCUCGAAGCCCUGAGAAACUUGACCUAAAUUGUCAUUAAAUUCAUUCUAGUUUCUAGAAAGUGAAAGUGAGUGUUUCUAAUGCUGUUUUAGACACGUAGUGAUAUGAAGGAAUAAAUGAAUUCAGCACAUUUGACAUUUUGAGGUCAUGUGUUCAAGACCAGAUGCAUACACACCAGUGCAUAAAGCCAGUACCUAGUAUAAACGUCUUUAAACAAAAGAACAAUGUUGUUAGUAGGCCUGCAAGAUCGGUCUGCAGAGGAGACUGUGAGAUCCAGUUCAGGAGAACAUCUACAGGUCAAAACACUUUGUCUGUAAGGGCUAGUAAAAGUGGGAACAGUCUUCGUGCUGGGGUUAGAGAAUGUUCUACCUUCUCUACUUUUAAAAAACAGCAAAUGGUUGAUCGCUAAUCAAAUCUGUGAUCAUGUAUGAAAUCUUUUUAAUUGUUUAUUUUUCCAAAUGUUCUGUCUGUUGUGGUGUUAACUGCUGUUCAUGCAUCUUUUUAGAUUGUAUUAUGAUUCAUAUGAAACAAUAUAUUUAUUAUUUUACUAAUAACGAGGACUACAGAUGGAAACUAGCUGCUAAAUCUGGCAUAUUUACACAAAGUCAUUGUGCUGUAUGUGUUCAUUAAUAUGCACUGUCCUCUUCUACAUAAAUGAAAUUUAAAAAAACAAACAAAUUGCCCCUGCACUGCCCACCCACAUCCAUCUGCCUCUGUACAGAAAUGUCUAAGUGGCUGGAUGAUGGCGAAGUGCUGGUGGGUCAAGGCAGCGGUCAGGCAGUACCAGUGAGCCCCAGAGUGCGGAGCCUUCCUCCUGGGAGCCCCAGGCCCGGCCGGGGGCGCAGUCCGCUGGCUUCACCCCGCAGCAAGGAGGCAGUGCCAUUAAGCCCACCAAAAGAGACCAUGGGGAAGGCCAAGGAGCUGUUUGUGCUGUGUGACAAAGAGGGGAAAGGGUUCAUCACAAAACGGGACAUGCAAAGUCUACAGGGGGAGUUGCCGCUCUCCCCUGAACAGCUGGAGACUGUGUUUGAUAGUCUGGACCGAGAGAGCAAUGGAUUCCUUACUCCUGCUGAGUUCAAAGCUGGGCUUGGUGAGUUACUGGGACUGGAGGAGACGACUGAGCUGAGUCAAGAUGAAGCAGAUGAGGAUGUGGACGAGACAGACUGGUCUCAGGACUCCACUGCAGUCACAUUUGUCAACAUAUUAAUGGAGCUCAGUGCUGACAAACUUUUCAAAGAUCAGCAGGAGCUCCGUUCUCUGUGGUGUGACCUCCAGAGAGACAGACCAGAGCUGCUGAGUGUCCUGGAGGGCGUCUUGGUCCAAGCAGUGUCUCAUUUACAGGACGCCAUCAGAGAAAGAGACAGUAUGGAACAAGCUCUGCGCAGACGAGAGAGUGAACACGAUCAGGUUGUACGCUCCAUAUACGAAGAAAUGGAAACUCAGAUCAAAGAGGAGAGAGAGAAGCACGUGGCUCAGGACAGUAUUAAACAGAAGCAGAGAGGGCAAAAAGUUGAGGAGGAGCUGAGGAUGCGGGAACAAGAGUUGGAGAACACACUGAGCAAACAGAAAGAGCUCGAGACUAGAAUCCAACAGCUGAGCAGCGAGCAAGGAAACGUCAAGGAGCAGAAUGAGCAACUGCGGAGACUCAACAUCCAGUUACAUGAGCAGGUGGAGAGCAGCAGAGAGCAGCUGCAGGUCGCUCUGAGAAAACUCAACAUGAUGCAAAACAGCGCUGCCCAGGAACAGGUGGCCAGACAGAGAAAUGUCAUAAAGGUCUCAAGAAACAUGAAGAAAGAAAAGGAGAGUCUCUUGAGACAACUGGAGAUACUGAGGGACAUGAACCAAAGGCUGCGAGAUGAGAAAGAUGCUCAACAGUCUCAGAAGAGGGUUAGUCACAGACACUCUGUCCUUCCUAAUCUGCCAUUAACUCAUUACCUCAGACAAGAUCUUUGUACCCCGAGGACACAGCACGGUUACCCACCCUAAGCUAAGUCUUGGAAUAGCUUCAUCCUCUGGACAAUGAUUAUUUAUAUGGGCAGCUGUUAUUGUUUGGUUAUUGAUUAAUGUCAUGGACAAGCUAUUAGCAAAGUUGCAAUGUUGUUUUUCUGUGAAUGUGGUCAGUGAAGUGAACGAUUUUGUCGAAUAGACAUUUAUUCUGUCUUGUGUCAACUUGAAGGAAAGGUGUUAUAUUGUAUAUAUGUUUGUUAGUCAUAUUGUACAUCUUAUGCUAUUUAUGCAGGCAAACUAAAGUGGGUUCAGUCUAAUAAACCCUUUAUCAAAGUUCUCAAACGACUGCUAAUUUAGCAUUUCUCCGCCACAUUCUCCACGUUCUUUGUUAACGUAAAGCAUUUUUGCCAAAGUUGUUUACUAUCGGUAUCUUUUUGGACUCUAACUUCUUGCUGGAUUUCAGAACAAUGAAUCUGACAGAAAAUGCAAAAUAUUGAUUCAAGAAACUGUUUUGACCACAACACCAUAAACGCCUGUUGGUUACAUCCUGUUUUUUCCUUGUCAUAUAAUUUAUAAAAGGAAGUGUAAUGUUGACAAAUGACGAUGAUGUUAAACUACUUUGCAGCAGAAUAAAUGUCAAA
Stegastes partitus (bicolor damselfish) is the source of this 3073-nucleotide messenger RNA. It is a transcript of the gene cracr2b, whose product is annotated as calcium release activated channel regulator 2B. Lineage: Eukaryota; Metazoa; Chordata; Actinopteri; Pomacentridae. The transcript has 9 exons. Gene Ontology annotation, cellular component: trans-Golgi network membrane. Bases 1140 to 2471 code for a protein of 443 amino acids. The record is from RefSeq and is a predicted model, not a curated record. Gene Ontology annotation, molecular function: calcium ion binding.